Messenger RNA from Phoenix dactylifera (date palm), 2691 nucleotides. The record is from RefSeq and is a predicted model, not a curated record. Lineage: Eukaryota; Viridiplantae; Streptophyta; Magnoliopsida; Arecales; Arecaceae.
ACGGCCCUCCUCUCUCUCUCUGCUGCUAAACACCGAGAGGCGCGCUGAGGCUGCGGAGCGGAUCCGCGGAUUCUUCUUCUCCAGAUAACCCCGCCGGCCCCUCACAUCACGUGCCGGGGAAGUGGAUCGGGCAAAUAGUUUUUGGAGGGCAGCGUUCCAUGUAAGUUAUGUCGCAAUCCACCGAGAUGGAGGGAACUGGUAACACCGACGCCACCGGACCGCACAAUCCUCGAUCAAGAAAGCUGAGGUCGCUCGUCUGGAAUGAUUUCACCAAGGAGCGGAAGGCCGACGGUAGUUUCGUCGCCAUCUGCAAUCACUGCAAGAAGCAGCUGACUGCGAGCAGUCGGAGCGGGACCACGCAUCUGAAGAACCAUCUGGGAAUUUGUAUGUCCAGCAAGCGAAUAAAGAGGAAGAAGCUGGUCGUCCGGCGGCUGGUCCUUAAGUCGACCGAUGCGAAGAAUGACGGCGCCCCGGGUCUGGAGCACCCUCAGUAUGACCAAGAAUUGAGUCGGCAGGAUCUUGCCCGCAUGAUCGUUCUGCAUGGCUAUCCUUUCUCCAUCGUUCAUCACGUCGGCUUCAGAACGUUUGUGAGAAACCUUCAGCCGCAGUUUAAGUUGCCGUCUUAUGACGCGGUGAAAGCAGAGUGCAUGAAGAUCUACGAGAAUGCGAGGCUUAGGCUGCAUGAGUCGCUUGACAAGCUUCUUUGUCGAGUGAGUCUUACGGUUGACAUGUGGAGAUCGGGCGAGGGUCUGGAAUAUGUCUGCAUGACGGGCCACUAUGUGGAUGAUGAGGGGAAGCUUAAGAAGAAGAUUCUCAACUUUGUACCCAUUGAAGCUCCAUUGACUGGGGAAGAAAUUAGUAAAUCCAUUGCGGAGAAGCUGCGAGUGUGGAAUAUUGAUAGAAAAUUAGGUAGCAUAGUCUUAGAUAGUUGUAGCACCAGUGAUAUAGUGACAAGAGAGCUGCUCAAAUCUCUUCGGCCAAAAGGUUUCCUUCUUUCUAAUGGUGAUCUAUUCUGUGUGCAUUCCUGUGCACAUGUUCUGAAUCUCAUGGUCCAAGAAAGUAUGGAACUGGCACGCGAGGUAACUGAUAGAGUCCGGAAUAGUGUGCAAUAUGUGAAAUCCUCACAGGAAAGAAGCAUAAAAUUUCAGAAGGCAGCAAAGCAAGUGGGAGCCCCAGAGAAGCCAUUAGUUCUUGAUGAUCCAACUAGCUGGGUCUCUACUUAUUUGAUGCUUGAAACUGCAUGCCAAUAUCAAGAUGCUUUCCCUUGUCUGGCAGAAUGGGAUACUGAUUUCACAGACUUUCUAUCUUCCAAGGCCUGGACUGAUGCUAAAGCUGUCACUGAAUGUCUGGAGGUGCUGUACCAUGUUAUAGAGAAGUUCUCAGCCACGAGAGUUCCAACUGCCAAUCUUUAUUUCAAUGAUAUAUGUGGUAUUCAUUUGCUCAUGAAGACCUGGUGCAUGAGCCCACAUUCCAUUGUUGCGUCAAUGGCUGCGCAAAUGCUUGAGAAAUUUGAACAAUAUUGGGACUUGACUCGAAUAAUAAUGGCAAUUGCUUCUAUUUUAGAUCCUAGAUACAAGAUGAAGUCUAUCGAGUACUACUUCAAGCUGAUCUAUAGCGAUCCAUAUGAAGCCAAGGCAAGGAUUGAUAAUAUUCGUAACUGUUUUAUAAAUCUUUACAAUGAAUAUGCAGUUCAAUCAGCUAAUUCUUCGAAAAAUCAAGCACUCCUCUGCUAUGUAGGAAAUACUAGUGGCUACACUAGUUCUGAGAGUGGAACUGGGGGAGAAUCUAAAACAUCCUAUCGCAUUACACUAUCUGAUACACGUCGAGGACUUGAUCAGUAUCUUCAAGAGACAUCAUCAAGUCAACCAUCAAAAUCUGACAUGGAUAUGUACUUGGAGGAAUCUGUUCAUCCCUCGAAAGAAGGUCUCGAUGAUAAUUUUAACAUCUUAGCUUGGUGGAAGUUUAAUGCAGCAAAAUAUCCUGUCCUUUCUAUAAUGGCCCGUGAUAUUUUGGCGAUUCCUGUGUCAAUUGUUCCAUUAGACAGUGAAGCUAGAACGCUCAAUCAGUAUCUGAGUCCCAUGGACCCAAUGAUUGUACAAGGCAUUAUAUGUGCGCAGGAUUGGCUAAAAGAUGAAAUUGAAGCAUCACCAACUGUCGGACCAAUGGAUGCCCUUGCACUUGUUUCUGCAGCCGCUGGCUUGGAGGGUGAUGAUGAGUGCAUGAUGCCACCUAAUGGAGAUGAAUUUUCUCCACUAUCAAAAUAGGAAGACCGGAAAGCCUACUUCGCUCAUCAAGUCAAGCUGAAAAACGUGAUAGACGUGACACACAUACGGCUUGGGUUGGCACUCAUUAUAUUAUUCAUUUAUGGUUCACUGGUUUUUAGUCUUUGUUCUUAUAUUUGCAGUAUCUUUAAUGUAUGUUAAUUUGUUGCUGCCUCAUCCCUCAGCAUGUUCACAUCUUUUUUUUUUACUCUUUACAGUCUAAGUUAGUGGAUUUAAGUAUAUGAUUGACCAUAGAGCUGGUUAAAUGUUGCUGAUUAAAAAAAAAAGAUUGUGAACAAAUGUAUUAACAGUUCUGUAUGCUUCCUUGUCAUUGGACCAUGGUCAGCAAGCUUCUUUUCUCAUGGAAAUCAUAGAGUAUCCUUUUUAUUUUGAAAAGGACUAAUGAACAAGAAUGCAAUUUCAGCCUUCA